GGCCCGGGCUCCGCCGCAGCUCGGCGCGGGGCAGCCACCGCCGGCCUUGCAGGAUGGAGGGACAUGCAGAAAUGGAGAUGCUGAGGACACUGAAGGGCCCUUCCACAGGGGAGGUUAGUGUGCACCUGGUGGCUAGAGACAGCUCAGGUUCUGGUCCUCACCUACCCCCAACUGCCUUCAUCCUUCCAGCCACCUCAGCCACACUUGGCCUGCCCAGUAGGACCCUGGACGUGUCCUGCUUCUCCAGGGAGCCAAUCCAGGUGGGCGCCCUGGAACGAGGGUCUGGCAGCGAACCAGUGACAGCCACCGUUCUGCCACAGAUGAAUGCUGGACCAGGGCCCAACUCCAGUGCCAGCACAUUACGGCUGUUGGAAUGGACUGAGGCUUCAGCCCCGCCCCCUGGGAGUGGCCUACGGUUCCGGAUAAGUGAGUACACGCCGCUGAAAAUGGUGGGAGUGGAGCAACCCCUGAACCCCGAGCGGCGGCGAGAGGGCUUGACCGAACGUGAAGAUGGCGGGGCCUCUGCGAGGGGUGGCGACCCGGGCACCCAGCAUCCGGGGGACCCCCCUCAGGACCUUCCAGAAGAGCCCCCUCGGGAUUCCACAGAGGAUCACAGCACCUGCCGGUGCCAGGCGUGCGAGCCUCAGGAUACCGGUCCAGAUCUUGGCUCUUCCAACAACGGCUGCCCUCAGUUGUUCCAGGAGCGGUCAGUCAUCGUGGAGAACUCAAACUGCACCCAUGUAUCUGAUCUCCUCAAACCCAUGAAGAAGAGGAGGCACAGGGAAUACCAGAGCCCAUCAGAGGAGUCAGAGUCUUCCAUGGAGAAGCAAGAAGGAAAGGAGGUAGAGAGACAAGCCACCACUACUACCACCCCAGAGAGCGAGGAAUGGAGCAGCAGCCAGCCUGUGUCAGGUGAGAAGAAGGAGGGCUGGUCAUGGGAGUCCUACUUGGAGGAGCAGAAGGCCGUCACUGCCCCCGUCAACCUCUUCCAGGACUCCCAGGCGGUCACUCACAACAAGAACGGCUUCAAGCUGGGCAUGAAGCUGGAAGGCAUUGACCCUCAGCACCCAUCCAUGUACUUCAUCCUCACAGUGGCCGAGGUCUGUGGCUACCGCCUCCGACUACACUUCGAUGGGUAUUCUGAGUGCCAUGACUUCUGGGUCAAUGCCAACUCCCCCGACAUUCAUCCUGCUGGCUGGUUUGAGAAGACUGGGCACAAGCUGCAACCUCCCAAAGGUUACAAGGAGGAAGAGUUCAGCUGGAGCCAGUACCUACGCAGCACAAGAGCUCAGGCCGCCCCCAAGCACCUGUUUGUGAGCCAGAGCCAUAGUCCCCCACCUCUGGGCUUCCAGGUGGGCAUGAAGCUGGAGGCUGUUGACCGCAUGAAUCCAUCCCUCGUCUGCGUGGCCAGUGUGACCGACGUGGUGGACAGCCGCUUCCUGGUGCACUUUGACAACUGGGACGAUACUUAUGACUACUGGUGUGAUCCCACUAGUCCCUACAUCCACCCAGUGGGCUGGUGCCAGAAGCAAGGGAAGCCCCUCACCCCUCCACAAGACUACCCAGACCCUGAUAGCUUCUGCUGGGAGAAGUAUCUAGAAGAAACUGGGACUUCUGCUGUGCACUGGGCCUUCAAAGUGCGACCCCCUCACAACUUCCUGGUGAACAUGAAGCUGGAGGCAGUAGACCGCAGAAACCCAUCCCUGAUUCGAGUGGCCAGUGUGGAAGAUGUGGAGGACCAUCGGAUAAAGCUCCACUUUGAUGGCUGGAAUCACAACUAUGACUUCUGGAUCGAUGCUGACCAUCCAGACAUCCACCCCGCAGGCUGGUGCUCCAAGACAGGACAUCCUCUAGAGCCUCCUCUCCGACCCAGAGAUCCCAACUCUGCUUCCCCUGGGGACUGCUCCCCCCUCAGCUACAGGAGCCCGCCACACCCCAGGACCUCCAAGUACAACUUCCACCAGCGGAAGUGUCCGACUCCUGGCUGUGAUGGCUCUGGUCACGUCACGGGCAAGUUCACAGCUCACCAUUGCCUCUCGGGCUGCCCGCUGGCCGAGAGGAACCAGAGCAGGCUGAAAGCGGAUCUGUCUGACUCAGAGGCCUCGGCCCGGAAGAGGAACCUCCCAAGCUUGUCCCCUAGGAAGAAGCCUCGCCAUCAUGGCCGGAUCGGACGGCCUCCAAAGUACCGCAAGAUUCCCCAGGAAGAUUUCCAGACCCUCCCUCCUGAUGUGGUACACCAGUCCUUCUUCAUGUCGGCCUUGUCCACCCACCCUGACCGCUCACUCUCUUUGUGCUGGGAGCAGCACUGCAAACUCCUGCCGGGAGUGGCGGGCAUCUCGGCCUCCACUGUCUCCAAGUGGACCAUCGAGGAGGUCUUUGGCUUCGUUCAGACCCUGACAGGUUGUGAGGACCAAGCACGCCUCUUCAAGGAUGAGAUGAUUGACGGCGAGGCCUUCCUUUUGCUGACACAGGCGGACAUUGUGAAGAUCAUGAGCGUCAAGCUGGGCCCAGCCUUGAAGAUCUAUAACGCCAUUCUCAUGUUCAAAAAUGCUGAUGACACCUUAAAGUGACUGGCCUGGGGCUGGGCCUCCUUCCAUUCCUUGUUGGGCCUCCCUCUUCAGCUGAUGCUUCCUUCCCAACCUGAGUUCCUCAUUCCUCCACCUGCACACCUCACCUUCUUUAUCUGACCAGGGCUAAGCAUUUCCAGAAGGUGUGUGGGAGCAGAGGAGCCUGGGAAAGGGGGGAGUCUGGCUCCUUGCUCCUGUCAGUCCUGGAGCUCAUUUGUUUCCGUUGCACAGUGAGGGUGAGACUGGGCUGGGGGUGACCACUGGGGUGGAUUACAGGCACCCCACAUCUCCAGCUGACUCAGUUGGCACCAAAGGCUGUUUUUCUUAGCAGUGAGGCUAAGCCUGGUAGGAGUUCUGUAACCUGAGGUUCUGUUUCCUCUGACAUCUCUACAUACUCUUCUCUCCUCUCCUUUCUUUCUACCAAGAAGUGCCCCAGCCACACACAUUACACAUUUACCGCUCUGCCUGUGGUUUUAUACCCGUUCUCUGCUACCUGCAUCCUGCUCAGUGCUCCAGCUGUGGUUCAGCCAGAUGCUAUGGUUUUCCCAUAUGCCUUGGAAGUGUGCCAUCAGGAACCCACUGGGGGGCGGGGGGGGGGAGGCGGUCAUCUCUGGCUGUCUUUCUCCCUUUUGCCCAUCAGUGGAGGAGAUUCAGAGCCAAGAUGCUUCUUGAAUAUUCCCAGCUCAGGACUCCUUGGCAUUGAAGUGGCCAGUGCCAGGGCCUAGUUCCAACAGAAUGAGCAGAUGGCUGGAGUCUGUUUUACAACUGGCAAGAGGGUGAGGUGUGCCAUACCUUUUCAUCAUUGUGGCUAGAGAAGAGGAAGUCAUGCUUGGUGAGGAGGCCAGGCCAUAUAGCAGCCCAGGGGAUAUCAGGCAACCUGGGGUCUUUGGCCAGCAGGGCAGCUCCAGCAGCCCAGUAUUUCAAGUGCUGAGAGAGCAUCCUUUCUGAGCUGUGGAUUCAGUGAAGGUGUUACCCAUGGGCGAGGGCCCUCCGCCUGCCAGGCCUCUUGCCAGGAGAAUGUAGCACUCUGUCUAGCACACAGCACAGCCCCCCAACCCCCCGCCAUGUCACAUUCCAUCUGGCCCUUAAAUGUUUACUACUCUUGAGGAGUCUUACAAAAACCAUUUAAAGUUGGGAGUCUAGAAGGCAAACUCUUCUGUCUGAACUGUCCAGGUCCCUGAAGCCCUUCUGCCCCUCCAUCUGUCUUACACUGCCAGCUGUGUCCCUGUUGGGGCUCUCGGACUUGGGCCUCUCUAACCAAGCGUAGACCCAACCUCCACUGAGCCACUGCCAAGCCUGCCUCCCAGCCUAGGUGGAGAGGGCCAGCGCCGAGGCGGAGUCAGCCCCGUGUGAAGGCUGGAGCCAGUGCAAAGCCCCUGUGCCCUCAGGUGCUGAGGUGGCCUGCAGGCUGUGGAGCCCAGGGGGCCUUCCUGAGGCCCCUUCGCAGUCAUGUGACCUGUGUGUGUCUGUCUGUAUGUGUGUGUGGAUGUGGAUGUGUGUAUACACAACACUCUCAGGCAUGUUGGACAGGGUGCAGAUGUGAGGCUCGGUGUUGUGUCUGUCAAGGGCUAUUGUGAAAAUACAAAGCUUUAUUUUCUUUUCCCUUGGAAGUAGCAAAGCUGCAGCUCUAUAGGUUUCCUGCCACAGCCCUCGAGGGGAUUCUCCCCCCAAGGACCAGCAGCUUCUCUGGGUCAGCCAUUCAGCCCCCAGCAGGCCUCCGAAGAACCUCAGCAUAUGGUUUUGCUUUCAGACUUUAGGGAUGACCCUGAGCACAGCCUUGCUGGGAAGACACAAGGAAGGCUGGGUUUCCAGAGGUGACAUCACUGCCCCUUGGCUGAGAGCAGGGAGGAGCAAGUCUGCACUCCCUUCCCUUAGCUGCCUCGUUGCAAUGGAAAUCGUGGAACUCAGUGGCUCUUUGGUCUUAGCCUGUUUCUGAGCUGCUCCCUGGCUGUGGGAUGAGGGAGCAGCAAGAACUCAGAGGCAGCGCAUGGGACCACAUAGCUGCUUCUAGGGAGAGGGACCAGGGUGGCCUUACCUGUGAAUCGGUGAGUGAUGCUUACCUAUGGGAAAGGUCAGAUGGACCAAAGGCCUUGGAGAUAGGGCCUCCAGGCAUCUGGACUUUGAGGCCUCCCCACUUUCCGCACUACCAUCAAACUCUUUGGAAAGAAACGGAAUCAUUUAAAAAAAAUGUGGAAAGAAAUCUGCCUCUGUCCAUCCCACGGCCCAUUCACCUCUGCUCUGUCCCCAAAUAGCAUCGUUGCACCUUGUCCUGGGAGCGCGGGAGGGGAGGGAGUGGGCGGCAGUUGCUCAUGCCCUGUGCCCUGCUCUCCAGGGCCAGUAGCCACUUACACUUUGGCCCGCAGUUGCACCCAGCCCCUGCCCAGCCCUGGCCUCGGUCAGGACUGACUUCAGUUUAACAUCUAAGGCAGAGAGAAUGGUCCCAGAGUUUGAAAAUGAAACCUGUUUGCACUUUCCUUCACAUGCACUUUGGUGGGUUGCCUAUUUUGUAUUUGCCUUGUAGUGUGUGUGUGUGUGUGUGUGUGUGUGUGUGUGUGUGUACACACACACACUUGUGAUCUUUAAGAGAAUUCUCUGGUUUAAACUGAAGUGACUCUUGAGGGAGAAAAAGCUACAAGCAAAAUGUGGAGUGAUUUGUCAGUGUAUUGAAACAACAUAAA
This is a messenger RNA of Perognathus longimembris pacificus (Pacific pocket mouse), 5245 nucleotides long. It is a transcript of the gene L3mbtl1, whose product is annotated as L3MBTL histone methyl-lysine binding protein 1. Gene Ontology annotation, cellular component: nucleus. Gene Ontology annotation, molecular function: protein binding; zinc ion binding. Lineage: Eukaryota; Metazoa; Chordata; Mammalia; Rodentia; Heteromyidae. Gene Ontology annotation, biological process: regulation of DNA-templated transcription. The record is from RefSeq and is a predicted model, not a curated record.